Messenger RNA from Ziziphus jujuba (common jujube), 1688 nucleotides. Its product is annotated as pectin acetylesterase 12. Gene Ontology annotation, molecular function: pectin acetylesterase activity. Bases 13 to 1323 code for a protein of 436 amino acids. The record is from RefSeq and is a predicted model, not a curated record. The transcript has 13 exons. Lineage: Eukaryota; Viridiplantae; Streptophyta; Magnoliopsida; Rosales; Rhamnaceae. Gene Ontology annotation, cellular component: plant-type cell wall. Gene Ontology annotation, biological process: cell wall organization.
GGAGCCCACUUCAUGAUGUCAUUGUUCCAUCAGUCUCUCACAGAUCAACGAGCAUUGAGGCAGAGGAGGGCAAUGAUGAAGCUUUUUUUGUGGUUUGGUGUAGUGGUGGUACUUUGUCUGAACAGUGGGGGGGUUGAUGGGUUUGUUGUUGAGCAUAGUCUAAAUGAAACAGAGCUGCCUUUGUUAGAUUCUUAUGGAGUCUCAGCAGCAAGUAAUAAUCUUUUGAUGGUAGGUCUCACCCUCAUUCAUGGAGCUAAUGGAAAAGGAGCAGUAUGCUUGGAUGGAACAUUACCCGGGUAUCAUUUGCAUCGUGGAUAUGGAUCAGGAGCAAAUAGUUGGCUCAUUCAGUUGGAGGGCGGUGGAUGGUGCAAUAGUAUUAGAAAUUGUGUUUACCGUAAAACAACGCGAAGGGGAUCAUCAAAUUUCAUGGAAAAACAGAUUGCAUUUACUGGAAUACUGAGUAAUAAACCUGAAGAAAAUCCUGACUUUUUCAAUUGGAAUAGAGUAAAGCUUCGCUAUUGUGAUGGUGCUUCUUUUACUGGAGACAGUGAACAUAAGGCUGCAGGAUUGCAAUUUAGAGGGCAGCGUAUAUGGUUGGCUGCAAUGGAAGAUUUAAUGUCCAAAGGAAUGCGCUAUGCCAAGAAUGCUCUUCUUUCUGGAUGCUCUGCUGGGGGUCUAGCAGCCAUUUUACAUUGUGAUGAAUACAGAAACUUUUUUCCAAGAACUACAAGAGUAAAGUGCCUGAGUGAUGCUGGAUUGUUUCUUGAUGCGGUUGAUGUUUCUGGUGGACGAACUCUCAGAAAUAUAUACAGUGGUGUGGUAGGGUUGCAGGGGGUGCGAAAUAAUCUGCCUCGCAUUUGCACUAACCACCUUGAUCCUACUUCGUGCUUCUUCCCCCAGAACUUAAUCUCCGGUGUGAGGACCCCAUUGUUUGUUCUCAAUGCAGCCUAUGAUUCAUGGCAGAUCCAAUCCAGCUUAGCACCUCCAUCAGCAGAUCCCCACGGCUACUGGCAUGAUUGCAGAUUAAACCAUGCAAAAUGUUCCAUAUCACAGCUUAAAUUUCUGCAAGGUUUCAGAAACCAAAUGUUGAAUUCCAUCAAACAAUUCUCAGUGUCUCGUCAAAAUGGGCUAUUUAUAAAUUCGUGUUUUGCUCACUGCCAAAGUGAGAGGCAGGACACUUGGUUUGCUGAUAAUUCUCCUGUUCUUGGCAACAAGCCCAUCGCACUGGCUGUUGGUGAUUGGUAUUUUGACCGAGCAGGUGUCAAGGAUAUUGAUUGUCCCUACCCGUGCGACAAUACUUGCCACCAUCUGGUUUUCCGAUGAGUCUAGUUCUACACAAUUGGUUCCUUCACAUGGUCAUCUCGUCAAGUAAUCAGUAUCUACCUUUCUGCUAUUGGAAAGUUCUUUACAAUUCAAUUAAAAUCAAUAGGAGGAAUAAUAAUAAUAAUGAUAUAAAUGCUGCUGAGAAACAUGGAAUUGGUCUCUGCAAGCAUUUCACAUUGAUAUUUACUAUAUUGAUAAAAGCUCUUUAUCCGUUAUGUUUCUACUGAAGACAUUCUUGAAAUUAGCGAAGCUAAUUAAUUGUAACCUUUUGCGUUAGCUUGUUACCUUGUUGAUUAAAUUUGCUAUUCUUUUGAGAGAGAAAGAAUAGGAGAAAGAGGGUUACAACCUCAAUCUUUUCAAUUCUU